Neurospora tetraspora is the source of this 775-nucleotide messenger RNA. RefSeq lists its product as uncharacterized. NCBI's taxonomy places the organism in Eukaryota, Fungi, Ascomycota, Sordariomycetes, Sordariales, Sordariaceae. The record is from RefSeq and is a predicted model, not a curated record. The transcript has a single exon. Bases 330 to 572 code for a protein of 80 amino acids.
CUGAUAUCAGUCCCAUCUGGCGGUUACCUAUCCCUACUCCUACUGCUGUGCCUCUACCUUCCCUUCGAGCCUCCCUCCGAAACCACACCACCAGUCUCUCCCGAGUCCCGUCAAUGUCAUUUGUACUUCUAACUCAGGCCGCCUACGGGAGAGGUAUCCAUGGUAUCCAUUGAUCAACAGGAACAAGCGGAACACAACCGUCAUCAUGGUGGAUAAUGCGGAACGUCCAGUCCUGCGUGUAAGGCGUACCUACAGUAGUGUCAUGCUUGCCAUGCUCACCAUACUUUCCCUGCUUCCCUGCGAGGCGAGGCCACUGGCAGCGCCAAGUGAUGUUAAUAUACCUUAUUAAAGAUAUCGUCAAUUGUUUUUUGUUUUUUGUUUUUUUUGGCUGGGUGAUUCAAGCUUCCAAGUGCUUCCAAGACUUCCAUGGAUCUUCACGAUCCAUCCAUCCCGAUAGCCUGUCGUAUGUAUGUUGUCUGCCGUCGUCGAGAAAAAAUCUUCUGGAAAACCUUUCCAUAACAGGUUCACUCGCUCACUCGUCCUCGGUUCACUUAUACGAAACUUUCUGCUGAAUUAUGAUUGGCUGAUUCUGUCUGUGUACCGACAUCAAAGGUGACAGAUUUUGAUAUCAUGUGAGCGUCUUUUAGCGCCGCUUGCUUGCUGAGCUACUGUAGUGUGCAUUGCCUUUGUUGCUUCCAGCUUCCAGGAAGGAAGGAAGGACCCUUCGUGCAUAUGGAGUAUGUAUGUAAUGUAUGGAUCGUGUGUGUAUUGUAUU